GCAGAAAAGAAAGCAGGUCCAGCUGGGGGCGAGUGGGGCAGAGUCGCAUUGCAGGCCCGCGUCGUAAUGGGCUCCAGGAGGAGGACAGAGCCCGUCUCCCCCAUUGUGACGCGCGCUGAAUUUCACUGUGCUGCGCAAGGCGCUGCGUGACCAGCGGGCAGGCCACUUCGGCCAUGAAGCGGCAACAGCAGCGGCGUCGGCCGCGGCGCGGGUCGGGGCAGUGUCUCGGGGCGGAGAGCAGGUGGCGCGUCUCCCCGAGCGAUAGAGGCGCGCCCAGCACCAACAAGGGCCGGAAGAAGCCGCCCGUCGUGUCCUGCUGUAGUCUGUCGGGCAGCGAGACCCAGCAAGAGAUGACGCGCCGGAGAAUCAGCCCCGGCCGCUUCUCUCCGCCGCAAUGCUUCCCGGACGCGGCUUACAGCUCCGAGCCCGAAGCGGCAGGAGGCGAGGGCUGCCUUGGGCGCCUCCAGCUGGCGCAAAUGUACCGCGACGAAGGCGGAAUGCUGAUGCCGCGGAAAGGCAAGUACAGGGGCGCUUCGCUCCCGCACGCUAAGGCUCCGGCCAUCGCCAGCGUCGCUUCGGCCCGUCUGCGCCGCCCCACCUUGCCCCAACAGCACCAUUAUCUCGCUCCGGCCGGCGAGGGCUGCGCUACUCCUUGCACCACUUCUUGUACCACCCUCUACGGCGGAGAUUUCCAGCCCCACCACGAGCUGCCCGGACGGUCUCCGACAGGCAGGUGCACCCGGGUGGAGGAGCUGCUCCGGGACGACCAGUGGGCCAGUCCUGUGACUAGAGCUCUAGAAUAUGGAAUGGACUUUCCCACCGACGUCAGCAAGCCACCGUCAAUUUGCCCGUCUUCUUUUUCCUUCACUCAGAUCGACCAUAAACCUUCUCCCAAGCUUGAGAAGAAGGAACCCAAAAGAAGGGAUUGGCAGGAGCCCUGUGACAGCAGCCCCAGCCUGGUAGACCUGAUGCAUUCCUUGAGACAGUAUGAGGAGGAAGACCCAGUGACUUAUUUGCCCCCGAACAACAAUUCACAUCAUCACCGUCACCACAAUCACCACAAGAGCAAGAAGAGCGAAGCUCAGGUCAGCCUCCACGAUCUGACUGAGAAGAGAUAUGAAGACAUGAUUCCAGAAAGGGACAAAAAGCUUGCUGCUUUGAUGCUAGCUAGGCAUCAGGAGGAGGAAGAGAUGAAGGAUAGGCAGCUCCAGGUCUCUGAGGCUUGGGAGAAGAUGAGGCGGAAGGAGAAGAAGCACAAAGCGAAGCUGGAAAAGGAGAGGCAAUACCAGUUGGCAGACAAUGUGGACCAAUGGCAGCGGGACCGGGAUCAACAGCGGGACCGGGAUCAAAGAAAAGCCAAGGCUAAACUAGAGGAAGAGCAACUAAUGGCCGCUAGGGAGAGGGAUAUUUUGUUGCAUGACAAGAAGUGGAAAAAGCUAGCUAAAGAGCAGGAGUGUAGACGUAGAGAGAAAUUUGAAAACGCCAGGCUUCAGGCUGAGUAUAGGAAACGUUGCCAGGAAAAGCAAGUUUGGGAUAAACGGUUGAUGGACCGAAAUGUCAAAGAUCAGAACUCUCAUGCAUACAAAGAGAAGAUGCUGCAAGCCCUGGAGAAGAGGCUUAUAAAGGAAAUGGAGAGGAAGAAGAGGAAAGUGGAACCGAAUGAUUAUAAGAAACUCAAGCCCAUGCAGGUGAAAGACCCAGUUGAGGACAAGCUCAAAGCUGAUGAGUUGUACAAGAGGCUCUGCAUUGAACAAAAGCUUCAGAGGUCUCAGGAAAUCCUGGAGCAGCUGCUUGAAGAAAGGAAUAGAGAACUAAAAGAAAAGUCAUACAAGGAAGACGAGCAUGGCAUAGCAGCCAAGGCGAGAGCUAAAGAGACAGAGGAGGAAAAGAGAAGGCGCAAGGAGAUGUUGUUGCAAAUAGCUGAGAUGAAGAUACAGCAGGCCAGGGAAAUCAUGAGCAAAAAUAUGCAAGACAGAGUACAACAUAUAAAAGAAAUUAAUUGCGCCAAGGAAAGGAACCACCAUUGCCGUAAACAGAAGCUUGAAUAUGAUGAAAAAUGCCACCUACGGGAAUUGCAAGAAGCCUUAAGAAGAAAAGAUCUGAAAUGCAAUCAGCUUCUAAGGUACAAGGACGCAGCUAUUGAAGACUCUAGGAGAUUAGCCAGAGCCCCAUAUGGCCUUAGAGACAAAAUGAGAGACCUGAUAAACCACAAUACAUUUGAUCCAAUGGCUUUAGAUGCCCACCGUAAUGCAAAUUGCCCCAGAGGCCUGUAGUGAAGUUUAAGGAAACAAACUGUCUUCUGCCAAAGUAGAUGGUUACAAUGCAUUCAUUUUGUAGAACUCUGCAUUGCUGUACACUAAAGUGAUUUCAGCCUUAAUUACUCUUUGACUGAUAAGUACUGUGGUUUAAAGGAAUUUACAAUAUACAGUAAAAAGCUCUGAUGUGCAUUUGUAAUGUUAUUGUGAACAGAAAAUACUGACCAUUACUCACAUACUGCUAUGAACAACUUAAUGCUACACAGAAUGUAGCUACGACUUAAUGCAAUACAUUUUGAUUGAAUAUUCCUGUAACAAUGAUUUUUUAACAAUUAUAUUUCAUAAUGGAUAGUUUGAGUUAAAAAUUAUGUUUUACCAAAUGUGACAUUUAAAACAUUUCAGUUCAAGGUAUUCAUUUGGCCAAUCAAAUAUUAAUACAGAUCGUUCUCGACUUAUGACCACAAUUGAGCCCCAAAUUUCUGUUGCUAAUAAGACAGUUGUUAAGUAAGUCAUUCUCCAUUUUACAACCUUUUUGCCAUGAUUAUUGAGCAAAUCAUUAGAGCUGUUAAAUGAAUCGUGAUUAAGUCAAUCUGGUUUUCCCCAUUGAUUUUGCUUGUCAGACACUCGCUAGAAAGGUUGUGGUGAGACUCUUAGAACCCAAAGAUGCUGCAACUAUCAUAAAUAUAUACCUGUUGCAAAGGACCCAAAUUUUGAUCAUUGACUGAAGAGAUGCUGCCGUGAUCAUAAGUGUGAGAACUGGUCAUAAUUCACUUUUUUCAGUACUAUUGCAACUUUGAACAGUCAUUAAAUGAACGGUUGUAAGCUGAGGACUAUCUGUACUAGUAUUUUAAUGAAAAACAUUCCAGUAAUAUUUUUCAAAUCAUUAUUUUUAUAUAUGUCUAAAUAAGCCAAGCAAUAAUCUUCAGUCCAUAUGUUAAUCAUAAAUCCCAUUUGUUCCUUUGGUGUUUAAGAGCCUUUCAUGGGAUUUAGCAGACAUAAUGAAUGUAUUAUUUUGUGAUAUUAGAAAUUUAUUAUUGUAUGGCUAUUGUAUAGGACAGACAUUGUGUCGUCGAUGCUAAUUUUGUAAAUUUUCAUAACUUUAUAAUUUUAUAAAUUUUUGGAUGGCAACCACAUAGGUGCUAACCAUCUAUCAUUUAAUAUAUUUUAAAAUAAAGCCUGACCAGAAUCUGUUCAUUUCUAAAAAAUAUGAAAUUGUAUUAUUUGAUGUUUAUAUUCUGAAAUUUAAUCUGCCAAUAAGCAUUGGCUAUUUUUGGUAAAUUGGCUGGAGAAAAUAAAGACAUG
Messenger RNA from Ahaetulla prasina, 3557 nucleotides. It is a transcript of the gene CCDC185, whose product is annotated as coiled-coil domain containing 185. The record is from RefSeq and is a predicted model, not a curated record. Lineage: Eukaryota; Metazoa; Chordata; Lepidosauria; Squamata; Colubridae. The transcript has a single exon. Bases 174 to 2273 code for a protein of 699 amino acids.